Cydia fagiglandana is the source of this 6520-nucleotide messenger RNA. RefSeq names its product mucin-5AC (gene Cda5). The coding region runs from base 115 to 4701 and encodes 1528 amino acids. NCBI's taxonomy places the organism in Eukaryota, Metazoa, Arthropoda, Insecta, Lepidoptera, Tortricidae. Gene Ontology annotation, cellular component: extracellular region. The transcript is spliced from 16 exons. Gene Ontology annotation, molecular function: hydrolase activity, acting on carbon-nitrogen (but not peptide) bonds; chitin binding. Gene Ontology annotation, biological process: carbohydrate metabolic process. The record is from RefSeq and is a predicted model, not a curated record.
GCCCCACCGGCGCGCGCGCCGCUGACUGUCACUCGCGCGCCGAGCCCGCGCGCCAUACCAUGCGUCGGUCGUGAAGUGUAGUGAAAAUUGUAUAAAGUAAAGUUUAGUGACAAAAUGAUGCUCCCAGCUGUUGUGUUUGUACUCGCUGUCGCUUCAGAAUGCCUAGCGGCCCAAUCAGAUCGCUCACGGCACGACAGCAGGCGCUCUGGACCAAUCAGAAGCGUUCCUGUAGCCGCUGACAUCAAACGGGAUGCCGACUUCGACUGCCCUGAAGAGUUCGGAUAUUACCCACACCCUAACGACUGCACUUUAUACUACGUAUGCGUAUUUGGCGGCGCUCUACUCGAAUCUUGCACUGGUGGCCUUAUGUACAGCCACGAGCUCCAAACAUGCGAUUGGCCGCGCAACGUUGGCUGCGACGCCACCGGCACCGGCGCAGCCCUGGUCUCCGACGACCUCGAACGCAUCAGCGAGCGGGAACGCGACCCCCCGCCCCCACCUCCGCCGCGCCGCAACCCGCCACCACCGCCUCGGGUGCAGCCCAACCCUGUCGUUACCUCUAGAGGACAACCCAAGUUCAACCGAGAUGAAUACGAAAAGCAACAAUUAUAUGCUGAUGUUGAAGAUGAUCUACCACCAGUCGAAGAAAUCGAAAGCGACAGACAACAACGUGUAUAUCGAGGACAGCCAUCAACCAUUGGACAAGUGCAGAAAGACAGGGACGGUUAUGUUUCGCAAGUCGCCAGCACUGGAAGAAAUCUUAACAAUAACAUUAUUCCUGCAUCUAUUUCACAAAACAAUGGUAAAAUAGGGUCCUUCUCUUUUGGCACACAAGUUGAAGAAAGAAGAACAGCUACCGCUACUCAAGCACCUCAGACCUAUCGCUUGGAACCAGUUGACAACGUAACUCCAGCCACAUACACCGCCAGCCCACGUCCUAAAAUGCUGUAUAAUGGAACUCAAAAUUACUCUCCUGACCAAUUUGAUCCAUACUACGCUGUUUACGAUGAAGAUGGUGAAUUAUAUAAAGACACAGAUUAUGUUCAACAAUAUAACACGGCCUCGCUCCGCCCUGCAGUCCAGCAGACGUACCGCGGCACCCCGCCCCCGGUCAGGAGACCUGAGCCCGUGCAGUAUACGCAGAGACCGUCCGCUGACGACUAUGAUGACACACUUAUCCAAGGACAGAUAAGUAAUCAGAAUCAAUACCAAGCACCGGUCCGUCAAUCAACCAGGGGCGAAGGUAACGAAUUGGGUUACGAACACCCUAGCAGUGUGAAGACGACGAUUUACGAAGCUACCUCUAUUAGCACUACUCCUACGACAAGCACUAGCACAACCACAACAUAUCGCCCUACUACUGCACCCUUCACCGAAGCAAUGACCCCGUCUAGAUACUCUCCAAGAUCAUCCACAGAUGAGAACCUUAACCUCAAUCCUAAUAAUUCCUCAGACCAAAACCCUUCUGACGGGUCCCCUAUGACAGUUCCCACUUCAAACCCUAUAAUAAACCUUUCAUCCCUCGCUAAGCCCUUUGAAAAGACUGAUAAUACUCAUAGGUUGAAAGAAAACUUACCAACUGAAAAACUGACCCAUAGACAUUCUCCUCGUGUGACUAACAAAAACAAUAAUAUUCCGGUGGAAGUGGUGAAAACCUCUUCUAAUGAAAACAAAAAGGUCAUUUCCCUAACUACUGGGUUCUCGAUUAGGCGAAACCCCAACAAUACUAAUAAUCCCUACACAUUGACGGUUCUGACCAGGCCUUUUGAUAAUUACCAUAAAAGUCGAAAGCAUAUCUCGCCUGAAGAAAAAACAAAGCAACAAGUAACAGAAAUAAAAGAAGCUGAAUUAGAAAAUGUUCAAAAAGCAGUAGAAUAUGAACCACUCAUUGAUGAGGACAAUGUUGGAUCAUCAGAGAGUUCACUGCGUCGUUCCAGUAUUGAAGAGGAUAUACCUGUUUAUUCUAGACCCGAAAGUAGGCCAAAACUUUCAUAUCAAUUUUCUAGAGAAGAUUAUGCAACACCGCCAACAACCACUACAAAAUAUUACCUCAAAACAGUUAUCAAACGACCGGCCCCAGCUCCUUUUACUUACAGCACCGACCAGAAAGAAAGCUCUACAGAAAAUACUAUUGACACCGACGCAUUGAUUGAAACCGGACUUCGAAAUGUUAAAAAUACACAAAUUCAAGCAACUACUCCCAUAAACAGAGAUUUGCCAGAUUGGGAACAUUACAAAAGACCAAGUGAACAAUGGAAUAAACCUGUUGUUUCACCGUACAGAACUCUAAACAAUCUCAGAAACAACGAGAAAAAAAAUGAAGCUAUUGACUUUACGACCAGUACUGCUUCUUCAACUAGAUAUACCACAACACAGAAAGACAUAUUAAGUUCAACUGCUAAGCCUCAAGAAUUAUUUAGUUCUAAACCCGCAUAUUAUAGUUAUAAAGUCGAUGAUGACGAAGUCUCUGAUCAAACUACCGAAGUAUUUAGCGGUAAAGUAAAAUCUGUCAUAAAAGCUUUUCUGAGCAAUUUUGGUGGGGCUUCAAGUACGGAGAGAGUAAAACAGAUAGUGAGCACCGUUGCGCCUCAAGAAGAAAAAGUUGUAAACAUAGGUUUCCAAAAGAAAAUGUUGAAAUACAUAGAUGAGAAGCCUGUCCGCCAUCAUAUUCAACGUGUGCAUAUUAUAACAGAGCAACCGACUACUAGGUUUAGCCCUACAACUGUUGAUACUCCCAAUUAUACUCAAAGAGAUUUCGUAUCAACUACGAGUCAAUCAAUAUCAACCAGAGGAACCUCUACUACUACUACACCUGCUUCUUCAAUUUUUGCAUACCCUGAAACUACACCAACGCCAAUGUUGCAAACCCCAAGUAACAAUGUAUUACGCAACAUACCUAACAGAGAAUAUUCUGAUUCUAAAUUCAGCAGUUUUAACAAUUAUGUAACAGAAAACACACAAACAACUGUUAAACCACAGCCGGAAAAUUCUCGCAAAUUUCUUACGAUUAUCGAACAACCUUCCACUCAGUUAACAAAAAUUGACAGUACUUUUAAUAAUAACAUUGACAAUGAGCUAACAAAACUGACCAAAUCUACUGAAACAACUAAGACAACGACUGUGACAGAGCGUUACAGACCAGCUCAAGUCCUAGACGAAAUAGCUUCGACAACAAGUAGUACAAAAUCGACCACUACUUACAAAGUUGACGCGACACCGACGAAAAAGAGUUUAUCCUUUCCCACUCGCGCCUCUCGAGUGAAUCCCGCAAUAAAGUUAGCUGCGACAAACUCGGGAGUUGGGCGCAGGAGUUACCAAUCGACGAAAUGCUCUUCAGACAACAGUCUGCAACCGAACCCAAAAUGCAACGAAAUCAAAUACCAGAGACCCAGCCCCAGCCCAAGCCCCAGCAGCACUCGCGGUAGAGGGUCCGCCCACUACUCCACCUUGGAUCAGCCACAGUCCAACAGAGGAACCCCACCAACUCGCAGCCGCCCUACUUUGAAGCCAUCAACUGCCAUCGUGUCAAAGGCGACAGAGUUCGUGGACAUCUACACCAAUCCCCCGAGGAGACCAGCGCCUGUGUACCCGCAGCCGACACCGGACAAGACUGCAGCUAAGUGUAGGAAGGACGUGUGCCUGCUACCUGACUGCUACUGCGGUGGAAAGGAUAUACCUGGCGACCUAGAGGUGGACACGGUGCCCCAGAUCGUUCUUCUGACAUUCGAUGACUCCGUGAACGACCUCAACAAGGUUCUUUAUCAAGACCUCUUCGAAAAGGGUCGCGUGAACCCCAACGGUUGUCCAAUCUCAGCCACAUUUUAUGUGUCCCACGAAUGGACCGAUUACAGCCAAGUACAAAAUCUUUAUGCUGCUGGACACGAGAUGGCUUCUCACACAAUUUCUCAUAGUUUUGGAGAACAAUUCUCCCAAAAGAAAUGGAACAGAGAAGUGGGUGGACAGAGAGAGAUUUUAUCAGCGUACGGUGGUGUGAAACUAGAGGAUGUCCGAGGAAUGAGAGCUCCGUUCCUCUCAGUCGGAGGAAACAAGAUGUUCAAGAUGUUGUACGAUUCUAACUUCACGUACGAUUCCUCGAUGCCCGUCUAUGAAAACAGACCACCUAGCUGGCCUUAUACUCUUGACUACAAACUGUUCCACGACUGUAUGAUUCCGCCUUGCCCUACAAAAUCAUAUCCAGGAGUCUGGGAAGUACCUAUGGUGAUGUGGCAAGAUUUGAAUGGUGGCCGUUGCUCCAUGGGUGAUGCCUGUGCUAAUCCUCCUGAAGCUGAAGGAGUCUACAAAAUGCUUUUGAAGAACUUUGACAGACAUUACACUACAAACAGGGCACCCUUCGGUCUCUUCUACCACGCAGCGUGGUUCACGCAGCCCCACCACAAGGAGGGAUUCAUCAUGUUCCUUGACUUCAUCAACCGCAUGCAGGACGUGUGGAUCGUGACCAACUGGCAGGCGCUGCAGUGGGUGCGGGACCCCACGCCCAUCAACAGGCUCAACAACUUCCAGCCGUUCCAAUGCAACUAUCCAGACCGUCCUAAGAAGUGCAACAACCCUAAGGUGUGCAAUCUUUGGCAUAAAUCCGGCGUCCGGUACAUGAGGACGUGUCAGCCCUGUCCCGAGAUCUACCCCUGGACAGGCAAGACCGGCAUCAAAUCCUCUCGCAUCGACAACGAUAUUGAUGAAUAAACAACAAAUUACUCUAGAAUCGGUCACGCGGUCGAAACUAUCUAUUAAGUUCCGCAAGAUUAUGAGGAUAAAAAAAACCUUACAUCGUAUUGAUUGUCAGAACGUUAAAAUCGAACGUGAAUGAUAUGUCAAUUAAAUCCUCAUAGAACAGCGGCAAUAUCUAACUUGAUCCUAAAGGAUAAGACCAGUCAAAUUAUUAAGUGCUCCUUAAGCAAUACUGUAGUAUGCUUAAAUUGUGUAGCGGUAUGGAUCAAACUCUGUAUCUUUAAUGCAGUGAAAAUUGUUUUGUCACCAAUAGAGUGCCAUUUAGAUUUCGAUGGUCACAAAGCAAAUAUUAAUGUUAGAGUUAAACUUCUGCCGCGUGCCGUAAUGUGAUUCGAUUGCAUUAGUUCAAUUUUGUUUAUCCUUCUUAACAACCAUCGUUGUAUUGGGAACUGUGAUAUUAAGUGUUUUCAAUCAUUUGGAGUGAAGUUAUCAACGAUUUUAUCAUAAUUAUUGUCACACUUAUUUUAUAUUGUAACAAUUUUAGUGCAAUUAUUAUUGCAAUAUUAUUUUCCUAUUUUGUGUUCGUAUGUGCUAGUUAAUAAUACUGAAAUACUCUUUGAAUGACUAGAAGAGGCCUAGAUUAUAUUGUAUCUUAAUGUAAAUUAGAAAGAGUGAUAAUCACUGUUAUAGUUUUCAGUAUUUGAACGUCAUUCUGGUACAGAUUACCAUUUUCAUUUUUAUAUAUGAGAGCCAUAUUAAAAUUUAGAAAAUCAAUUUUUCUAAUCUUGCCAGCUUUGUGGUUGACACUGCCUUUUAAUAUAAAUUUGUAAAUAUAGAGUUAGUUUAGUCGAUACUUAUGAAUUAGCGUUCUUUCACUGCAAAAUAUAUCACCAAAUAUAACUGUCUAAUAUACAUAAUAUUUCAAUGUUUAAAUCAAACAAAAUAGCCGAUUGAUGUACUUCAACAACAAACAACAAACUUUGAAUUAAAAAUACACAUCUUAUAGGAAAUUUCCGGUGUUAGAUAGAUGUCUGACUACAUCGCUGUACAGUGAUGAAGCACAUGUCUAUUCGACUGCUACUUAAGAACGCUAUGUUUAGGUUUAAGUCCGUAUGAGUUUCUAAUAAGGGUCAUAUUUUCUGAUUGAAAUCGAAAUUUCUUGAAACGAACAAUAUAAUUUAUACGUUUAGCUUCGAUUUAUUAAUGUUUAUGUUAUGCUCUAUUUAAAUCCAAUUGAUGCCAAUGUAUAUAUGAUAAAAUAAAUGAAAUAGUAAUGUGGCAAUAUAUACAAAGUAAUUACAAAUAGCUUGCAUGAACUGCUAAGUAAUAAUAUUUAAGAUUAAGUUUGUGUUCCAAGUUUUGCAGACAUCAAUGUAUCAUUUAAAAAUAUACUCGUAUAUAUAUUUGGUAAAUCAUGAGAUUCAUGAGGCAGAAUAGAAACGCUAUUUUUUCUAUGACCGAAGCUAUUUCUUAAAAGUUACAUUAAGUAAAUUAGUGCUUUGGUCUCAUAUUCAUUCCGCUGUAGACUAAAGUGAAUAAGAAACGCUUGCAACGAAUCUAUUUAAAUCUAGAUAGGUACCUAUUAAGUAUUUAAGUCCUAAUUUUGUAAAUAUAGAUUUAGUAUUUAAAAUUGGUAGUUUCACUUUGAAAUGUAUUGUAAGAUUUUUGUAUUUUCGGCUAUACUGAGUGUUUUGGACAGGAUUUUAAGCACUGAGGUCAUUUAUGGUGCAAUUUGAGCUGAGGUAGUUUUUUUUUUUAUUUCGAUGUGUUUGGUUAGCUGUGUGCCUGAGCUAUUAAAUUGCGACCAGUGCUGUUUAAUAAACUGAAAUAAAUA